AGAAAAGCGCGGGAAAUUCGGCCAUUUUUUAUAGUUGCUUAUUGUUUGAUAAAAUAAAGCGCAAUAUAAAGGUUGGAAGUAGAACCUGACGAAUUCUUUAUAUGUUUGCAGUGUGAUGGCAAAAAAUGAGUGCUUUGAAAAUGUGAUUUCUACUGAAGAUACUGAUUUGGAUGAACAUGUCGACCAAACUCACUCAGGCUCGCACUCAGAUGUUGAAUUCGCCGAACUAUUUGAGAAAGUUCCUAUUUUAAAAAAUAUGUUCCUCAUGAAGUCUAAGAUUGGUGAAGGUACAUUUAGCAAUGUUUACCAGGCUCAUCUUGUUGAACAUCCAGAUGAAUUGUUUGCCUUGAAGCACAUCAUACCUACAAGUUCACCAGAUCGUGUUGAAAGAGAAAUACGAUGUCUUCAGGAAAUGGGUGGAAAGAAUAAUGUGAUUGGCUACAAAGGAGCUGUACGACACUAUGAUCAUACUGUCAUCAUGUUACCAUAUUUUCCUCAUGAUAGAUUUCAGACCUACUUUCUUGAGAUGACCACAUCUGACAUAAAAGACUACAUGAAGAAUCUUUUCAUUGCUCUGAAACAUAUUCACAGUUUUGAUAUAAUUCAUCGAGAUAUUAAACCUGGUAAUUUUCUACAUUCACGACAAUCUGGAAGAUAUAAUCUUGUUGAUUUUGGUUUGGCAAUGCAUGAAUCUCAGUCUAAAAAAUCAUGGCAGAUAGAGAGGAAAAAUGAUAAAUACAAUCCAUAUCCAACAGACAAAACUACAGGACCUUCGUCACCAAAAAGGGCGAAGAGAAACGGCCAACCAACGAAGAAGCAACGAACAAGUCCAAGAUUUAUGAAGAUCACGCACAAACUUAAUUCGCGUUCUCAUGUUUUCGUUCCUAAAACGAAAGCAAAAUGUACGAAGUUGAAAGACAUCACGUUCGUUGCGUCCAACAAACACGCAAAAUCAAACCUUAACCACGAAACGAUGAAAAUUUCUCAUAAACUUCCUGUAGGACUGUGUCAGACUAAACACAAAUCUUAUGAAAUAUGUUCUUUGUGUAGUAAAAGAGCAGUACAAAACGCUCCUCGAGCUGGUACAUCUGGAUUUCGGGCUCCAGAGGUCUUGUUGAAACAUCCGGAGCAGACUACAGCUGUCGAUAUGUGGUCAGCUGGAGUAAUAUUGUUAUGUCUUUUGACUGGAAAGUAUCCUUUCUUUCGCUGUGCAGAUGAUAUGACUGCUUUGGCUCAGAUAAUGACCGUCUUUGGUAAGCAACGUGUUGCUGAAAGUGCGAAAUUACUAGGUAAAUACAUGGUGAGCAACUCCACUUGUCCUGGUUAUGAACUAAAGGAACUUGCACAAAGAUUACGAGCAUCAAAUAUGGAGGAAGAGCGACCUAUGAAGUGCUGUGAAUCCUGCAAAGCAGGUUCAACUGAAGAGGAGGCGUUUACCUCUAUAACGGAUAAAACGAAUAUCGACGGAUUGGAUGAAGACGAAAAGUUUUGUGUUACAUUGAAUAAUUGCACAUGUAGCAACGAUGUAAAUGAUCAUGUAACUGGCAGAAGAAAAUUAUAUGUAAAAAUGAAUGAGAAAAAACGUGCAUGCAUUCAAAGUAAAUGCAUCAAUGAUUCUGACUCAAGAGUUGGAGUUCCCAAUGAUAAAGAUGAACAUCGUAUCAUGUCGGAAAGUGGUCGGUCCUUUUCGAAAGAGACGACUAAACGUGAAGGAGGAAAACUUUCCGUGAAAGAACAUCUUGAUGGAAGCCCAUGUUUAUGUGUUUGUGGUUUAUGUAAGAAUUACGUACCUCUGACCGUGUAUGAUCUUCUUGAAAGGUGUCUGGAUUUAAAUCCAACAACAAGAAUAACUGCAAGCGAAGCUCUUAGUUAUCCUUUCAUUUGCGAAAACAUCAACUCUUUAGAGUGUGCCAAGUUAUAGAAAAGUUGAUAGUGAGAAGUUAAUAUGAUGAAUUGUUGAAGUUAAAAUGUGUAAGCCUGUGUCUUGUUAGUUUAAACUGACUACUAUUAAAUAUUAGCUAAAUAAACUGUAAAUUACACGGCAGAUAUUCAGGCAUCUAGGAAUUUUAAGUGCUUCAUCUGUGUUUGUCAUUUCUAAUACAAUGCCAUAUCUGUCUAGGAUUGCUAUAUUUUUGUUCACACCAUGAAUAGAAGUCAGUAUUUGAAUUAUAAAAAUGCAUUAUUUUUGUAUUAAUUAACAGUUAUAAACUUAGAACUAAAUUCUCAUUACUUCAAUUAGAUGCAUCUCCGUAAUCUUAUAAUGAUAGCAUAUUAGUUUUUUCCAUAUCCAACAUAUUAUAUAGAAAUUUAUA
Molecule: messenger RNA, 2312 nt
Organism: Xenia sp. Carnegie-2017
Lineage: Eukaryota; Metazoa; Cnidaria; Anthozoa; Malacalcyonacea; Xeniidae
Product: cell division cycle 7-related protein kinase-like
Exons: 11
Coding region: 116-1921 (601 amino acids)
Biological process (GO): protein phosphorylation; mitotic DNA damage checkpoint signaling
Cellular component (GO): nucleus
Molecular function (GO): protein serine/threonine kinase activity; ATP binding
Source: RefSeq, a predicted model, not a curated record